UAUUAUUUUGCAUCGCUGGCAUUGUGCUGCUAGGCCCUGUGAAGAGGUUACCCUCAUCUAUCUUCCCUUUGCACAUUGAAAAGUUUCGCAAUUUAGCAAAGGGGGGAAUUAAUGAGCUCGGCGCUAUCGCGUUAGUAUCAAAACUGGUGCGUAGGAGGCGAGAGACCCCACCAGCAUCACUACCUGGUGUUCGUACUGAAGGGAGUUAGUUCAUUGCGUUAGGGGUGUUAGCAGUGUGUCGCUGUGUUACAUCCGUGUGCGUGUCUGGUGAAGGAAGACAUGAGAAGCAAGCGGUAGUCACUCAGACACGCAUGGCACUGCUUGCAAACUAGCCCACAGCUCACGCAGCCAACAGCCAUUUGCUUCGCUUGUCCGGUCACGGCUUGGCCACCACUGCGGUGAUCAGCUGCUGAUACUACACAAUGGACGUGGAUGCUGAUCUGUAUCCCGGUGGGGCGAAAGUCGACGACAAGCUGAAGUCCGCUCUGGCCCGGCUGUCGGGCGGCAAAGAGGAGGAAUUUCUGAAAACCAGCUUCAUUCUGGUCAAGCUGCUACAAAACAUCAUCAGCUAUCCGGAGGACGAGCGUUUCAGGACUAUUCGCCGUGUGUCAUCCAUCUUGGCUGAGCCAGGCUCAUUGGAAACACUGCAGUGUGCUGGAUUCGCUCCAGAUUCGAAAUCUCCGGGAGAAAACCUGACAUGUCCCCAGAAAGCGGACCUGUCUCGGCUGCGUCUCGUCAAGCAAUGUCUUCUCUGGGAGCGUCAGAAGCAUGCGUCCCUGGAAGGCCUGGAGAUUCCCGUCACAUCGCUACGCUUUGGCGAACGACUGGGCAAGGGACGCUUUGGAGAGGUGUACAUUGGCACAUGGGAUGGAGUACCGGUAGCUGUAAAAACACUGCGACCCAACUGUGAACAGCACAUCGUCCAAAGCUUCCAUCGCGAGGCUUCCAUCAUGCGUCGCCUUCAACACGGCAACAUUCUGCCGCUGAGAGCCGUUGCUCUGAUGGUGGAGCCUUGCUUUCUUGUGAUGGAGUUGAUGUCAGCCCCGUUUCUUGCUCAGCUCAAUGACGGUAUGAUCAACACAGUCAAGUUGCAGCUGUCGCGUGUGUUGGAGGUGGCGCAGGGCAUGGAAUUCAUGCACGCAAAGAACAUCAUCCAUUGUGACCUGGCCGCACGUAAUAUCCUGAUAGAUCGCAAGGGAGGACUGCGCAUAGCCGACUUCGGCCUGGCUCGGGAGUGUGAGUCGGGCUCGUGUCCAGCUUCCGUCAACGACCGUGUAUUCCCGAUCCGCUGGACAUCGCCAGAAGUACUAGCCACCGGACAGCGGUCCAAACCAGCCGACAUCUGGAGUUUUGGAAUUCUGUUCUUUGAGUUUACGACGGCUGGCUCAGUACCGUACAGCAGCUUCACAAACCCAGAGACCAAGGAGAAAGUCAAGGAAGGCUAUCGCCUGCCCUGUCCUGUCGACUGUCCCGAAGAUGUCUACACUAUCAUGAGGAAGUGCUGGCAUGCGGUCCCAGACAACCGUCCAGUGUUCAGUAACAUCGUGUCAGACCUCAAGAAACUACAACCAAAAUACAAGUCGCAGGGUGAUGGGCGUGCUGCGCCGUCACGUGGCUCGUCGUUUGGCAGUGUAGCGUCUGCGGAUGCUGGCGACUUGCCAUCUGGAAAACUGAGCAAGCCAAAGAAAGACAAGGAGAAAGACAGCAAACUGAAGAAACGCUUCACCUUUGCCAAGGCCGAUCAAGCGAAAGUCAAGGUGGACCAGCUAGUUCGUCUUUACACGUUGUUUGUGACGCCGUUUGAGACGUACACCAUUUUCCAAGUGAAGAAGAAACACCGUGCAUCAGACUUGGUUGCCAGUGCACUGAAAUACCUGGGCAAGAGUAGUGAUGACGUCUCGCAGUAUUCUUUGGUGGAGGUAAAACUGAACCUGAGUGGUGAGUUUGACUCGCGCUUUAUCGCUAGCCACGAGAAUCCACUAGCAAUCAAGGCUACUUGGAACAAGCCUGGAAAAUUCCUGCUCUGUUGCAGUAUGGGAAAUACAGAAAUCCUGCAAGCGAUCAAUGGAUUCUUGAAAAAGUCUGAGAACAUCACACGAAUGUCAGAAGCAACUCGCGGUUACAUUCUCAAGUUUGAUGAGUAUGUGGAGGGAGCGAAGUCGGUGGGACGGCGGAAGCGAAGCAACUGGCCGAGGUUCUGGGCCGUCCUGGAUGGUUCAACUGUCUUACUGUAUAAAGAUGAGGAGGAUGAGGAGAAUGGUGAAGAGCCUGUCUCACACAUUGCACUGAAGAAUGCACAGGCAUUACCUGCACUGGACUUCUCUAAGAAACGUGAUGUCAUACGCAUCAUUAGUCCCAAGGACAGCACGUAUCUUCUGCACGUCAGUAGCAAGGGUGAUGUGUUGAAGUGGCUGGAAGCGUUCAACUCUGCACAGACAGCCGAGCCAUCAGCCCUGCUGGACAAGUUUGGUGAUGGGGAAGUUGUACAGAGUGGAUACCUGUCUGCUACCAAAUCAUCUCUACCGGCAUCAGACGCGGAGGUACCGGUGGAGGUCGGUCGUCAGUGGUUCGUCCUGAAAGGCCGUCAGCUGAUCUAUUUCCUGCGAGGCAACCGCGUGGAAGCGCUGGACUUUGCCAGCUGCACGGGUGUAUCGGUGAUGAAUCCCACGGCCAACCCAGCCAUUGCUGCAUGCGCAGGUGGAACGCCGAAAGCCCUGAGUCGCCUGGAGGCCGAGCAGCAGAGCGAGGAAAAGCUACUGCUCUACGCUAUACGCGUGGACAGUGCCACAACACGCUACGUGCUACAACCGGACACGCCGGGUGAUCUGGACGCCUGGGUGGAAGCUCUGGACAAGCUGCUUCUACGCAUCGGCAAGAGUAAUCUAAUGGUUCCGGUUGUGGAUUUUGGCAGUGGAGCUAGCGGUGGAGACAGUGACUCUGGUGUGUUUGGUAUGACCACGGACAUUCACCGUCUGUCCGAGGUCAGAGAGGAAGACGAUGCCGAUGUAAAGGAGGACGGUGCUACCGGUACGGAUGAUCCCACUGCUGCAGGUAAUCGCCACGGUUCAGCCAACACAUUGACAGUUGCCGGUGGUGGUUUGGGUUUGGGAGCCACACGGCUGAGCAUUCGUCAGAAGCAACAGAAGGGCUUCACGGCAAUGGCCAGGCUAAACAAUCGCGUGGCAGACGAGACGGUGCACUAUCUGGACGCGGCCAUGGACAACGUGUCACCACUACAACCAUCACCUAUGUCCUACGAUAUCUCUAAGUCCGGCGCCGAUGAGAAAGCAGCGUGUUUACGGGACGCACCUCAAGUGGAGCUACCCGGCAAUGCUCUCAGACCAGGCGUGUCGCCAAAGCCAGGUGCGUCACCGCAGAUUCCACCGAAACCAAAGCUGUCACCGCGACCGUCCCCCGUACCAUCACGCCACCCUGCUGCGCUGGUGCUCACCCCAGAUGCAGCGGCACUGCCGAUGCCCAGCGAUCGACUCUCGCCACUGCCACACAAACCAACACCAGCAUCUCCCAUGUCAAGCACCGCCGGCCCAGGCACUGCCACAGGACCAUCGCUGGCUCAAGCCGCGCCGGGCAAAGUGGAACGUGAAGACAGCGAUGGUAUGUACAUUGUGCCCAACAACCCAAAGCGACCACUCAUUGCUGAGUCCGAUAGCCUGGACGAUCCAACAUACGAGGUGACUCAGGCAACGCCUAUCAAGGAUCCAGUAUUGGAAUCGCUAGCCGAGGACAUCAAUGAGAGGGCCUCGCCCAAGCUGCCGCCGAGACCAACUAAAACAUUAGACCGGAGCAUCUCGCCCGUACCGCGUAGUCCCAGUCCUCACUCGCCUAAACUCCCGCCUCGUCCAACCGACCAGGGUGCUCAGGCAGCUGGCAUUCAACCAUUGGAAACGAUCCAAGCCGAGGACAAGUAUCCGGAUGAGAAUCCGUACGAAGUCGGUGGUCAGACUCCCUCUGAUUCUAAGGAUCUGCUCAGUUCAAGCGGAUACCUGAAGGCGGUGAUUGCAGAGGAGCCGCUAGCAGAGGAUGAUGAGCUCUACGCUGAUGCUGAUGACAUGGCCAGGCGACGCGUGGAGCCAUUCCGACCUGUCGCAACAGCACCGGCUGGAAGUAACUCAACGACUGCCCGACGCUCGCCGCAGCCACAAACAUCUGAAAUGGCGCUGCCGCCUGUUGGAUACGUGGUGAGCGAUAAGUCGUUCAAAUCCACAGCCACCGCAUCACCAGCCAAAGGCCAUAUUGCCAAGGCAUUCUCCAAUCUUCCCAGCGUUCCACCGCCGAGUGGAAGUCCCAACAUGCGACGUCCAUCUCUGGCCGCCAGUCCCAACGUCCGACGUCCAUCUCCGGCCGCCAGUCCCAACGUCCGACGUCCAUCUCCGGCCGCCAGUCCCAACGUCCGACGUCCAUCUCCGGCCGCCAGUCCCAACCUGAAACAGAAGCCACCGCCACCAUUAACACUACCGCCACCGCAAGAUGAAUACGACGACUCUGCAUUGUACCUGGCACCAGCGGACGUACAGGAACAGCCGAAGCGUGUUCAGCCACCGCCACCGCCUUUCCCACCACCGCCCGACCUGCCGGCAGAGGACGAUGGUGACCUCAUGGCCGAUGCUGAUAAUGUUCUCGCCGCUGUCGAGCUGCGGAGACCCUCCGAGCAUAUCUACGAUUGUGGUGAGAUGGAGGAGCUGCAACGACGUGCUGCUGAAGUUGCUGCUGCGGCUGCCGCCGGCGACAUCUACACAAUGCCAGAGGGACAGGAGAAUACCGUGGCGGCGACGCAAGAGGAACUCUACGAAAACCUGGCAGUUCGUCAGCAGCAGCAGCAGCCGCAGGCACCGUUGCCGGGUAUAAGUGAGCAUAGUGAAGACCAUGCCGGACCGAAGAGCCCAGCGGGUCUAGCAGCAGCACAGCAGCAACAUGAUACAAUGGCGGCCAUGAGCUCUGGCCAUGCUCAGGAGGAGGAUAUCUACGAGGCUGCCGCUGACAUCCUAGCCCCUGACGACGCACCACCGCUACCGCCGGAUGAUGAUGACUUGCCUCCACCUCCACUUCCUCCUGAUUGUUCAGAGUCCGAGCUACCCGGGGUCCCUAGCUCUCGAUUACUCCCCCUAGGUCAGCUACAAGUGCAGACUGGGAAGCUAUCACCUAUGUCGCUCGAUGUUAACCCACUCUAUGGCAACGCAGACACUUCUACUGCACAAGAUGUGCCGGAAAGCGACGAGAAACCACCGCCGCUACCACCGCAACAACAGCAGCCGCAAAAGCAGCAGCUAGCGGUGCAGAGUGCUCCGACAUCAGGACGUACCAGUCCUGUGCCACCGCCUAAGCCAGCCAAGAAGAAGAAGUCCAACCCGGACAGUCAGCCACCGCCCAUACCCGUCAAGCAAACACCUCCAACCCAGCGACACAGCUCGGCCACCACCACCGCCGGCGCUGUGCAGGCGCAGCAUGCACGCGAUCGCCUCUCCACGGGAUCUCUGCCGCGACACAGUGGAAACUGGUCGCAGGCCAACAGCUCGCGCAAUUCUCUCACGGACGUACACGUACACAUGGCUGCCGGUUCACCGAGCGGCAGUCCUCUGCCGCCGCGUCUCCCUCCAAAGGGCCCCGGUCAGACCCCGUCACCCACCACAAACACGUCGGCUUUCCACCCCAUGCAACAACCGCUGCCACAGCAGCAGCAAGCACAGUUUCAUACAUUGGUGGGUGGUGGCGCAGGCAAUGGAAUUGCCGGCGGUCUCCCUCCGCAGCAGCGGUCCGCGUUCCAAGCGGCUCACGGCCAGCCCCAGCCCGUCUUCCUGGUGCGUCCCCAGCACGGGACCAUGAGCCCGGUUGCGGGGGCAGCCCCGAUGGGUACCAUCCCGGGCCAUCUGGUCGGGGUGCAACGUCCCAUACUGGUGCAGAGCGGCAGCAGCCACGCCCUGUUUGUACAUCAGCGCGGUCACCCUAGCAACCAGAGCGGUGGCGGCGGCAGCAUGGAUGGCGGCAGUAAAGACUGCGACGACGAGUACACCCCCAUGAAUCUAAAUCGUCAGCCGUCCAAUCCGUCUGGUGACGAUGAGAUCUGUGAGGAUGACUACACGCCAAUGCAGCCACCGUCACACAACCCCGCUGCACGACAGGCACAACAAGCACAACAGCAGGGGACUGCUCUACAGCAUCAGCAGGCCGCAAGAGAACGACAGCAGCAGGCCAUGGCGCUGCGGCAAGAGCUGCAGAUGGAGUCGUCGCAGAUGAACGUGCGCGGCGCCCGCACUGGGGGCCUCAGCAAACACCCGUCGGCACUGAGCAUGCAGCCAACCGCCGCGGGCGUUGCCAUGGUACCGGUGAGCACGGCCACGGGAAUGCGGCAGGUUGCCGUAGCAACGGGGGCCGGUGGGGUGCCGCACCAGCAGUUUGCCAUGUACCGACAGCAUAGCGUGGAUACCAUGGACCCCGCCCGGCAUGCUGGACUAGCGCGACAGUCGUCCAUUCCACACGGGGCCAUGGCCAACCAAUUCCAACCAGUGUCUGGCGGUAGUGUCAUGAUAUCGCCGCAACAAGCAUACCAACUCCAACAGCAACAACAGCAACAGCAACUCUUGCAGCAACAGCAGCAGGCGAUGCAAGCCAUGCACAGACCUGCUCUUGCGGGUGAUCAGUCACCUCAGUUCACGUCACCGUCCGGUACCCUACGUCACGGCAGCAUCUCAAGCGGCUCUGCUGCUGGCAAGUUUCUCAAACGGCAAAUGUCUGGCGAGGACCUGGUCGGCACAGGCAUAGCCAUGCGGAGACUCAGUGAGGUACAGUCGCACAGCGUUACUCCACAGCAGCAGCAGCAGCAGCAGCAGCAGCAGCAGCAACACCAGUUGUCGGAUGGCACAUUGCUACCCGUCGGCUGGCAGGCGCACGUGUCAGCGGAAGGUCGUCCGUAUUACUACAACCGCAGUCUGGGUAGCACCACAUGGUCACUGGAUGACGUGUUCCGCUCAGCAUCAGCAUCAGCAGGGUCAGCAAGUAGCACAGCAUCAUCAUCUACUGAAAGUGCUCCCGACACAACUAGUACCGCUGCAGGUGGACAGGCCAUGCCAGAAUCACCCACACGGGAGCCAGGUGCAGGCUGGAAGGCCACAAAGAACACACAGGGACGCACCUACUACUACAAUCGAGAGACACGCCAGACAACAUGGAAGAUCGAGGACACAUUCGCUGGUGGACAGUAGGAGCAGAAACAUGUGCACACAGCAACAGCUUCAUUACCACUGCCACCAGCACCACCAGUAGCACCAGGAGCUCGGAUACACACCAGCAACAGCAGUCCCGGGCUGAAACAGCUACAGUAGGUGUGACCUCUCCCACCAACCCACCUAUCCCAUACAGCCCACGGAACCCACACAGGUAUUGCUAACCCACAUCCCCACCACAUGUCUAACCUAUUUAUACUGUUCCACAUGCUGCUUUGCUACUGACAAAAUUUGUCUGAUGCAUUCUUAGGCCUCUCCGUGCAGAGGAGUUUGCAAUUCUUUUUGUGCAUUCCUGAACUGCUACUCAUGCCUUCAUUCUUGCUUCUCACCCACCCUGCAUGUAGUCUAGUAGUAGGCAAGCAUACUCCUCCACUCACUAGUGAUAGAUCUUGACAGGGCUGGUACCUGCAUUUUGAGAAUCCUAGUGACAAGCAAGGUAGUAGUAGUAGUAAAUUUACUAGGCAUUAUCGCACCUGAAAUCUGCACUAGGGUGCUUUUGAUGUCCAUUUCACACCUCCGGGUGACCUUUGACCUCUACUUCACACGUCUGGGUGACCUUUGACCUCUUUUCACGUGUCUGGGUGACCUUUGACCUCUAUUUCACGUUUUGGAGUGACCUUUGACCUCUAUUUCACAUUAGGUGUGAGACCUUUGACCUCUCUAUGUGACACGUCCGGGUGACCUUUGACCUUCUUCACACCUCGGUGUGGCAUUUGACGUCAUUUCGCACCUCAGUUUUCUUUUCCUCUCUUUUUCAUACCACUGGGUGUUGAGAUGUUCACACCUUUCUAACCAGUGAAUUCACGCUUUUUUUUCACGCUGAAUGUAACCCAGCGAUUUCACCCACCAUUUUCAAUUCACACCUUCAACUAUAUAAUAGGAUUUUGAUGUCAUACGUAUUGAAUUUCAUGGACUAUUCAUAUACAUUUGCAAAGAUUCUUGAUGAAAAUUUCAAGUUUUGAAACUGAAAACCCUAUAAUGCAAAUUUUCACUGCCUAAAAAUCAGUAAAAUUGUUUGUCAAGUUUUAAAUUUUACUUAUGCCCAGGCUUUUUUCUUAUAAUUUGCAGCAUAUUUUUAAUAUACUUGUACCCCUAAUUAUCAUUAUUAUGAUGUUCAAAUUGCCAAAGCUAAAAUGAGCAGUCCAAGAAAGGUUUGACAAACUACCAGGAAGUUUGUACAGUAUUCAUGUGUUUGCUUUUUCAUGCAAAGUUUUCUUUUCUGGCAAUGCAUACAGAAUGAGUAUUAUUAUUAUCAACACUCAAGAAAAGAUUCUUAUGGA
Molecule: messenger RNA, 8518 nt
Organism: Sycon ciliatum
Lineage: Eukaryota; Metazoa; Porifera; Calcarea; Leucosolenida; Sycettidae
Exons: 21
Coding region: 423-7217 (2264 amino acids)
Biological process (GO): protein phosphorylation; cell surface receptor protein tyrosine kinase signaling pathway; innate immune response
Cellular component (GO): extrinsic component of cytoplasmic side of plasma membrane
Molecular function (GO): non-membrane spanning protein tyrosine kinase activity; signaling receptor binding; ATP binding
Source: RefSeq, a predicted model, not a curated record